Branchiostoma belcheri (Belcher's lancelet) is the source of this 2866-nucleotide messenger RNA. RefSeq names its product tripartite motif-containing protein 2-like. Gene Ontology annotation, cellular component: chromatin; nucleoplasm. Gene Ontology annotation, molecular function: zinc ion binding; ubiquitin-protein transferase activity; protein binding. Bases 303 to 2516 code for a protein of 737 amino acids. The record is from RefSeq and is a predicted model, not a curated record. Lineage: Eukaryota; Metazoa; Chordata; Leptocardii; Amphioxiformes; Branchiostomatidae. The transcript has a single exon. Gene Ontology annotation, biological process: positive regulation of DNA-templated transcription.
AUGACCUGCUGUCUACAGACGGAACAUUGUACAUGCUGUGUGAGGCAUUUGACUAUCAUAUUCAUAAUGAAUAGUUAUGGGGUGGUCGCAGUACAAGUUACCCCCAGAUGUCUUUCCGAUAGAUUGACUGGGGUGCAAAGGGCAACGUUCUUCGUCGUCGCCCAGCGUUACGUGACGUCAGCCUUCCGAAACUGAGUUCUGAGAAACUGCUGUGCUCAGUUUCGUACCCACCAGACGAACUUGAUACAGAACAAGACGGGCUGUAUUUAAUUCUCAGUCUUGCCAACAAUCUUGGCGACACAAUGGCGAGUAAAAUGCAGAGAUCUGCCGAGUUUGACGAGCAGUUCCUGACGUGCGCGAUCUGCAUGCUGCACUUCCGGGACCCCAAAAUCCUGCCGUGUCUGCACAGCUUUUGUAAAGAAUGUCUCCAGCUUUGGGCCACCAAACAACAGCCGCUGGAGUGUCCAACCUGCCGCAAACCGGUCAGUCUACCAGACCAAGGUGUGGACGGACUGAAGAGCAACUUCUACGUCAGCAACCUGCUGGACUUCGCGGCCGUGAAGAAAGGGGCGGGGCCAGGUGUGCCGUGCCAGGUGUGCGAGGGGAAGGAGGGAGGGGCGCGGUCAUGGUGCGUGCAGUGCGCCGUUCUGCUUUGUGAGUCCUGUACAAACACACAUCGCAGGUUUCCUGCCAUGAAGGGGCACCAGAUCGUGUCACAAGAGAACCUGGAGGCCUCUGAAGAUGUGCCCAGCGGCUUCCAGCGCAAAGUCUUCUGCCCGAAGCACGAAGACCAAGUCUUGACUUUCUACUGUGAACCUUGCCAGACUUUGGUCUGUGUCGCCUGUACGGUUGUCGACCAUCGGCCGGGUGAACAGCACAAUCCCGUAGAAAUCGGCAGCGUCGCCGAGAGGAAGAAACGAGACUUACAAGAACUGUUAGAAAAAGUCGAGCCUCGAGAAAAAGUCGUGCGGGCUGCGCUGGGUGACGUCGAGACAGAAAUAUCAGAGUUACCAACAUCGGCAGACGCAGCGAUCAAAGAAGCCACCGAAUAUUUUGAUCAGCUGAUGGCCUUGCUUCAAGACAGGAAAGAAGAGGUCGUCGAAGAAAUCGGCUUACGUCGCCAGGAAGUCGGAAAAUGUCUGGAAGAGCAGAAAGAAGAGAUGGAGUUUGAGUUGGCCGGACUGACGAGCGCGUCAGAGUUCUGUAAACAAGCUUUGGAACACGGCAGCGACGUGCACGUCAUCGAGGUCGAGGGUCAAGCACGACAGAGGGUGGAAGAGCUGCUGACAACUCCAGCCGACCUGACAGCCCGACCGAGUCUCGUCGUGUUCUCGGAGGGGACGGCUGUGGCGGAGUUCAGAGAUGCUGUGGCCAAGGCAGGGCGCGUACAAGCCAGCGUAAGGGUAGACGCAUCUAAAUGCUCAGUGGAAGUAAAACCUGCCGUUGUAAAGUGUACAAACGUCUCUCUCCUUACCAUAAAGGACAAAAACGGACAACUUUUUUCUGUGCCCAAAGAUGACGUCACAGCCACGCUGACGCACCCCUGGGGCCUGCCGGUACCCACACAGGUGCAGGAGAAGGGCAGGGGAUUGUGGGAAAUCUCCUACACACCUGAACUCACUAGAAACCAUGGGUUAGAUGUCAAGGUUAAGGGUCAGUCUGUGGCGGGAAGUCCGUAUGACGUCAGGGUGCAAAGCAGCCACACCCCAGUCUUAACUAUUGGAAGAGAAGGCAGUGGGGAGGGUGAACUUUCCGCCCCUGUGGAUGUAGCAGUGGACAAGGACGGUAACAUUGCAGUGUUGGAGAACGGGAACAAACGGGUUCAGGUAUUCGAUCCCAAGACUGGCCAGUCGCUUCGGUGUUUCCCUGUGGAUGGUGAGAACCAAUGGGGGAUUGACAUUGACUCCGACGGACAGUUUAUUGUGACGUCGCGAAACCAAUUGUUCAGCACUGCCACUGACAAACAAGCCAUCGAUGUGUACUCGCGAGAAGGGGAGCUUACAAAGACCCUGAUACCGGACUGUCUACGAAAUCCGCGCGGAGUUGCAGUUCUGAAGGACGGCCGCAUGGUGGUGGCAGACGACACUCAGAAGUCGUGUCUCCUCCUGCAGCCUGACGGGAGCCUCAUCCGGGAGAUCGGCAAGGGGCAGUUACAGGGCCCAUGGUUCAUAGCGGUGAACGAAUCACGUGAUAUGUUCUUUGUCACUGAUUUCACAGCUCAUAAAGUGUUCGUGUUUGACCUUGAGGGGAACCUGAAGGUCAGCUUUGGUACAGAAGGGGAGAAUGAGGGAGAAUUGCAAAGCCCAACCGGGAUAACAUUCGACCCUGCAGGUAACAUCAUUGUGGUGGACACUUUGACCCGCCGUCUGCAGGUGUUCCGACCUGACGGGACGUACCUGAGAAAUGUGGCCAUUGUAAGAGGGAGAGAACCAGCAGGAAUCUCGCUGACCCCAGAUGGCCACAUCGCUGUAGUGUGUAUGGAGGGACAUUGUAUCUUGUUGUACACGUACAAGUAGCAUAAAGCACCCCUGGUGAUAAACAAUUUGUGAAAUGUUAGAGACUGUCCAGUUUUCAUACCAAAGGGACACCACAGGAACUGAACUUCAGAAAAUAUCAAUAUUAAGACAAUGCAACUUUAACAAAAGAGAAACAUUCACAAUACAAUAGUGUUCCCAGGACAAUAGAGAGUUACCAUCAAACAAAAUAGUCAAAAGAUAUUUUUUACGGAUCUUUUUGUCUUGUUAUUUGCAGUUAGACCUAUGCAUGUAUAAUUAGGGCAAGAACUUGCAACAAACCUAUCAUCAUUAAUCCAGUCAUACUAAGGGCUCAGCUAGAAGCGUGCAAAGCUGUGUAUUAUUAGAUUUAG